UGGUGCGGGCAGGAGGGCGGCGGCCGAGGAGCUUCCGGGAGCCGGGGCGCUGGCACUUCCCGGCCGAGUCUGCAGCCGGCAGCGCGGGGUCGCGCAGACUUUAAGAAACAAAACGUAACAAACAUAUGGAAAAGUGCACAGAUCCUGAGUCCCGCCAAACCACUUUUCACAGGCUUGUUUGUGUAACCUGCAUCCAGAACAAUCUCAGAUGCAUUCCUGGCCAGCUGCAGCAGAGAACAGUCACUCUCCCAAGUUUGUACCUUGAUGGCUGCUCCAUGGCUCUCUCCCACCCUGCCACGCCCCCAAUGCCUGCUCUCCCAGGGUUAGUUUGGAGGCCUGCACUAUGGCUUCGUCCUCCUCCGUCCCAGCCUCUUCCACUCAGUCCAAGAAGCCUCGAGACAAGAUAGCUGACUGGUUUAGGCAGGCUUUGUUGAAGAAGCCUAAGAAGAUGCCAGCCCCCCGGGAAAGCCACCCAAGUGAUGGUUCACAGAAAUCCACACAGGACGGUCUCCCACCCCCGAGCCACGACUCACCCUCCAACCGCAGCUCACCCCCGAGCCACAACUCACCCUCCAACCGCAGCUCACCCCCAAGCCACAGCUCACCCCCGAGCUGCAGCUCAGUAAUGUCUCCUACCCUGCAACCAACACACAUGGACACCAGCUGCAGCAGUGGCCGCUGGAGCAAAGACUAUGACGUCUGCGUGUGCCACAGUGAGGAGGACCUAGAGACCGCCCAGGAGCUGGUCUCCUACUUGGAGGGUAGCAGGGCCAGCCUACGCUGCUUCCUGCAGCUUCGGGAUGCAACACCAGGCGGCGCCAUUGUUUCUGAACUAUGCCAGGCAUUGAGUAGUAGUCACUGCCGCGUGCUACUCAUCACCCCAGGCUUCCUCCGGGACCCCUGGUGCAAGUACCAGAUGCUGCAGGCCCUGACGGAGGCCCCUGGGGCAGAGGGUUGCACCAUACCCCUGCUAUCCGGUUUGACCAGAGCCGCCUACCCGCCGGAACUCCGAUUCAUGUACUAUGUGGAUGGCAGAGGCCAGGAUGGUGGCUUUUACCAAGUCCAGGAGGCUGUCAUACGCUAUCUGGAAACACUAAGUUGACACUUGAGUUUUCAUGAGAAAAGUUGGAGAUAGCUCACUCCAGGUGCUGGAUUCCAGUAGCUAUGGCCUCAGACGCCAGCGCCAGCUGCACUGUGGACCUGGCACAGGGUCAGCUUGCCACCGCUUCUAUUACUGGGGGCUCCACAAGAAGGCCCGGUGGAAGAUGCUCACCACCACCACCAAGGAAACCAGGAGGAAGAUGGGGAUUCCCCAAGAAGGGCAGAAGGAGCCAGGGACUCUCUCAGGAAGGCAACGAGGAAGUCAGAAAUUGGAGUUGUCAAGAGAUUGUGACUUCAGGAGGGGCAGCAGUGUCUUAUCUGCUGCUUAACUGAACAGGAAGCUGACACACAGUGCUCUUCUUCUCCGGAGUCAGGCACCGGAGUAAAUAGGUACCACUCCUCACUGAGGGGUGAGCCUGACUGAUGAACUAGAAGUCAAUGCUCUUCUCAGUUGCCUGGGAAACCGGGGAGAGAUGGCAGGUAUCAGGUCCUUCACACUCACACUACUGUAGCUCUUUCCCAGAGACAUCAACUCACUUUACAGAGCUGGAGGAAAGGCACGUCCAGCCCCACACUGAAUACCACUUACUGAACAACAAAAAAGGUUUGAAAUACAAACCUUGCCAGGCGGUGAUGGCACAUGCCUUUAGGAGGCAGAAAC
Messenger RNA from Microtus ochrogaster (prairie vole), 1762 nucleotides. It is a transcript of the gene Tirap, whose product is annotated as TIR domain containing adaptor protein. The record is from RefSeq and is a predicted model, not a curated record. Gene Ontology annotation, molecular function: Toll-like receptor 4 binding; Toll-like receptor 2 binding. Gene Ontology annotation, cellular component: plasma membrane; cytoplasm. Gene Ontology annotation, biological process: toll-like receptor 4 signaling pathway; positive regulation of tumor necrosis factor production; positive regulation of canonical NF-kappaB signal transduction. NCBI's taxonomy places the organism in Eukaryota, Metazoa, Chordata, Mammalia, Rodentia, Cricetidae.